This is a messenger RNA of Notothenia coriiceps (black rockcod), 5956 nucleotides long. RefSeq names its product unc-5 netrin receptor B (gene unc5b). Lineage: Eukaryota; Metazoa; Chordata; Actinopteri; Perciformes; Nototheniidae. Gene Ontology annotation, cellular component: membrane. Gene Ontology annotation, molecular function: netrin receptor activity; protein binding. Bases 669 to 3476 code for a protein of 935 amino acids. Gene Ontology annotation, biological process: anterior/posterior axon guidance; netrin-activated signaling pathway. The transcript is spliced from 16 exons. The record is from RefSeq and is a predicted model, not a curated record.
UUGGCCAGGCGGGGACUGGUAGUCCGGAGGCUGGCAUUGUGUUCUGCGUUGAUCCCCGUGUUCUUGUUUACACCUUGAGGACGGGGACGAGACACCCAGUUGCCCAACAGAGCAAACUCGGGGGUCCAGUGUGCAGAAGAGCUGGCUAUCUGACAGCAUCUCCUCCGUGGUUACUUGUUUUCUAUUUUCCCAAACCAUAAGUUUCUCUUUUGCUGGGAAUCGGAACUCUCCCAAUGCGUUCAGAGCAGCAAUGCGUCAAACUUUUUGGUGACUUCUGUGGCACCUUACGGCUCCCAGGCAAGAAGGGUAUGAGUCCAGCUGGACAUGAGAUCUACAAGGAAUAGCAGCGGCAAGUUGUUUCUUUACAUCCACAGGGUCUGAUAUUUACGGACCGCUUCAAACUUUGAUUACGGGCGGAAAUUACACCCUCACAUUCUGCUUUGUGAUGGAUGUGUUUUGAGCGUUGCAGUCUGUUUGCGUAAAACGUCAACUAUUUACCAAAAAGACGACAUCCAACAUAAAGUACUGGACUGUUUUAUAUUUCUCCUUUUCCUGAGAAAUCUGACAGGGGACUUUGUUGGACAAGAGCAACUUGCUGUGUGAGAAGCACCGCAGGUUACGCUGCGUGGGAAACCCCGGGACGCUCCGCUACGGCGUAGCCGGAAAAGAUGCUCUCUGUUAGGAUACAGCGUGGCCAAGGUCUCGGUCCUCUGGUUCUUCUCCUCCUGGUCGGGAGAUAUGUCGUGUCUGGCACUGAGAGCACUGACUACAGCGAUGCCGAGGUUCUCCCUGAUUCCUUCCCGUCUGCACCGGCGGAGCCUCUCCCAGAAUUCCUCCUUGAACCAGAGGACGCUUUCAUCGUGAAGAACCGGCCGGUCCAGCUGCGGUGCCGGGCCUCGCCAGCCACCCAGAUCUACUUCAAAUGUAACGGAGAAUGGGUCAAUCAAAACGAUCACGUCACCAGAGAGAGCCUGGACCAGAUCACAGGUCUGGUGGUGCGAGAGGUGGACAUCUCGGUGGCGAGGACGCAGGUGGAGGAGCUGUUUGGGUUGGAGGACUACUGGUGCCAGUGUGUGGCCUGGAGCUCGGCUGGCACCACCAAGAGCAACCGGGCCUACGUCCGCAUUGCAUACCUGAGGAAGAACUUUGAGCAGGAGCCUCUGGGGCGGGAGGUGCGACUCGAGCAGGAAGUGCUGCUGCAGUGUCGCCCCCCCGAAGGCAUGCCAGCUGCCGAGGUGGACUGGCUGAAAAACGAGGAUGUCAUAGAUCCAUCGCAGGACUCCAACUUCCUGAUCACCAUCGAUCAUGAUCUGAUCAUCAAACAGGCCAGACUCUCCGACACCGCCAACUACACCUGCAUGGCUCGUAACGUGGUGGCAAAAAGACGCAGCAGCACAGCUACUCUUAUUGUUUACGUGAGCGGAGGUUGGUCUUCGUGGACUGAAUGGUCAGAGUGUAAUGCUCGGUGUGGGCGGGGCUGGCAGCGACGAACACGCAGCUGCACCAAUCCCGCCCCUCUGAAUGGAGGAGCCUUCUGUGAGGGCCCGCCCUUCCAGAGAGUGACCUGCACCACACUGUGCCCUGUGGAUGGAGGCUGGACAGAGUGGGCAAAGUGGUCUGCCUGUGGGACAGAGUGCACCCACUGGCGCAGUCGCGAGUGCCAAGCCCCCCCACCUAGAAAUGGAGGAAAGCACUGCAGCGGCAGCAUGAUGGAGAGCAAAAACUGCACUGAGGGGCUGUGUGCGCGCACUCUGGCCCCAGGUAUGGGUGUCACCGUCUACGCUGGCCUGGCCGGGGCCCUGCUGCUGUGUGUGAUCCUGGUGUUGUGCGUGGGAGUGCUUGCAUAUCGCCGCAGAUGCCGACAUCUCCAUGGAGACAUCACUGACUCUUCAUCCGCUCUCACUGCCGCCUUCCACCCUGGCAAUUACAAGCCUCCCAGACAAGAUAACCCUCACACUCUGCAUCCCUCAGCUCCUCCAGAUCUGACAGCCACAGCGGGGACUUUCCGAGGGCCGCUCUUCUCCCUGCAGCAAGGGGUCAACGACAGCCCACACAAAAUCCCCAUGACCAAUUCUCCCCUGCUGGACCAACUGCCAAGCCUCAAAAUCAAGGUGUACAACGCCUCCACUCUGUCCUCUCUGGAGCUCCCCGCUAACAUGUGUUUAGGCGAUGGGGAGAUCCUAAGCCUGAAGUCGGUGGGAACUAUGGGUAGAGAGCGGGAUUACCACAGCCACACCAUGUCCAGAGAACCUGGGCUGAGCACCAGUGCCACCUUGGGUAAUCUGGGAGGACGUCUUACCAUCCCCAACACAGGUGUCAGCCUUUUGAUCCCCCCAGGGACCAUCCCCCAGGGGAAGUUCUACGAGAUGUACCUCAUCAUCAACAAGUGGGACAAAACGACGUUACCCUCUGAGGGCAGUCAGACUGUACUAACUCCGGUGGUCAGCUGCGGUCCAUCCGGCAUGCUGCUGAAUCGUCCUGUGGUUCUUACUUUGCCACACUGUGCUCAGCUAGACACUCCUACUCCUGACUGGACCCUCACUCUGAAGACACAGACGCACCAGGGAGCCUGGGAGGAGGUGCUGACAGUAGGAGAGGAGACUUUGUCGUCUCCGUGCUACCUGCAGCUGGAGGAGGAGUGUUGCCAUGUCCUCAUGGAGCAGCUGGGAACGUACGGCCUGGUGGGCCAGUCCUGCCCCCCCCAGCCUGCCUGCAAACGCCUGCAGUUAGCACUGUUCGCCCCUCGAGCGCCAUGCCUCUCCCUGGACUACAGCCUUCGUAUCUACUGCAUCCACGAUACUCCUCAUGCUCUCAAGGAGGUGCUGGAUUUGGAGAGGAGUCUGGGCGGAGUUUUGCUGGAGGAUCCCAAGCCUCUUCUUUUUAAAGACAGCUACCACAACCUGCGCCUGUCCAUCCACGACAUUCCUCACACUCACUGGAGAAGCAAACUACUGGCAAAGUAUCAGGAGAUUCCUUUCUAUCACAUCUGGAGCGGCAGUCAGAGACCCCUGCACUGCACGUUCAGCCUGGAGAGGGGCAGCCUGGCCGUGUCGCAGCUCGCCUGUAAGAUCUGCGUCCGACAGGUGGAGGGGGAGGGACAGAUAUUCCAGCUGCACACGGAUAUUCAGGAGACUCUCCCCCCACACUCGCCCCUCCCCUCCGGAGGCACCUGCCUGCCAUCCUCUCAGGUGGGACCUUAUGCCUUUCGCUUGCCUGACUCCAUCCGCCAGAAGAUCUGUGCCAGUCUGGAUGUCCCCAGUGCCCGGGGGUGUGACUGGAGACUGCUGGCUCGCAGUCUGGGCUUUGACAGGUACUUGAACUACUUUGCAACAAAGCCCAGCCCCACAGGUGUUCUCCUGGACUUAUGGGAAGCCUGUCACCAAGCCGACGCAGACCUGGUUUCUUUGGCGACCGCGCUGGAAGAAAUGGGCAAAAGUGAGGUGCUAGUCGUCAUGACAACAGAUGGGGAUUGUUGAUUGGUCAAGGAACGAGAGAGCAAGCCAGACAUUUUCUUUUUCUCUUUUCACCACCGUGAUGAAAAUAAGAAUACCUGCCUAUGAGUAUGCACACAUCAUAAGCCCACAGAGCGUUUUGGUUCUCUCACAUGCUCUGUUUUGCCUCUGCCUCAUUCCUUCUCACUGACCCCUGAUCAGCCACUGUAGCUACAAACCCACCGUAACCCAUUCCCAUGAUAACUGAUCUGAUUCAGCUUCAAUCCUUCAAAGCUAUGUUGCAUCUGCAGAACCAAUUCGAGGGGUAUGAAUCAUAAAAUGGACGUAAAGUCAUCUUUCAUACGUGGUGCUUCUAAGAUACAGAAUUACACUUUUAUUUUAUAUAAAUAAUACAAAUCUAUGGGACAAACAAACUCAUGUAUUCAACACACGGAAGCACGCACAAUAAAACAAACAGACAAAUGCUAACAGGGGAUUACCCAUGUUUCAGUAGCAGCAUGAAAGUGCAUGAUUUAGCACCAACAAACCUCAUGGCGGGGGCUUUUUUUUUUCCAUUGUCAUUCUGUGUGUGCAGUGGAAGACGGGCAGCACCGACAAACAGUCUGAAACCUCCUCGGGCUACAGACACAGGCGCGGACAAACUGGUCUUUAACUGGCUCUGAAUCAGAUGGGCCAAGUUUUCCUCUCUAGCUGCUUGGCGAGAAAGUCAAUUGAGGUCCCAAAAAACCUCAAGGUAUGAGAGCUCAAGCAUGUUGCUUUGGGCUUCGAAAUAAAAAUCUGCCUCAUCUUUUUGGAGAGAGGGUGAAUUUUGAAGUUCAUUUAACAAGGAAUUGGCAGAUAACUAGACCGACUGACUCUUUAUAUUGUACCAACAAAUGCCUCAAAGCCUUGGCAUAUCGUUCCCACUAACAGGGGUGUUUCUCUUUCAUCUCUCCUCGCAUUCCUUUAUCGCUCUGCCACACUCCUCGGAUCUGUUGAGACAAAUCUGCAGGAGAGCCUUUCUGGUCGUCCCUUAAAAGUUUCCUGUGGGGAACGCUGUUUAAGUUAUUAUCCAUAUUUGUGGAUUGUUUUUUUUUCCUUUUCUUUUUGUCAUUGCUGUUACGAUCAUGUAGAACAUCUUAAUUCUAGUAGAGCAGGCCAAAUGGGAGUGUUAGAUGCACAGUGGAUGUCUCAGUUGUGAAUAACAGAAACAUGUUUAUUUGGGGUUUUUUAUGCGGUGCAACUAUUCAAAGUGUAAAAGACGAUUAGAGGUGAUGAAAUGUCCAGGUGAAUAUACUGUAUAUUUGCUUCGCUGUAACUGAGAGCAGUUUGAAUUGUUCAGAUAUGAAUAUGACAGAGUAGUUUAGCCAUGCCUUGAAUCAACUAGGCUGCAAGGGACCAUAAAAGUUACCUCAACACAAAUUGCAUUAAUCUAUUCUCUGUCCACCACUUAUCUAUCGGUUUAUUAAACCCCCCCAGUAACUCAUUAUGUCACCUUUCUUGAUUUGAUAACGUUGUCAACCUUUUUACUAAGCCGCCUGCUUUGUGGUCAGGGUCCUCAAGCUUUUUGCAUUAUCAAGAUUGUUCUGUCAGUUAAUGUUAGACAGGAAUUGAAAUGCUUUCAUCUGUGACUUUUUCAUGACUUAAGUUCUGUUUUUUUCCCCCUCCAUGCAAAAGUAUUCAUAUCGAAACCACAAAAACCAAAACACAGGCAGUAUCCCUCCUAUUCGGCAGUGAGUCACGUCACUGUUUUGUGUGAAUGAACUGAAAUAUCAAAUGUGUGUGAGUGUGUGUUGAGUGAGUGGUAAUGUGUGGGCAGGCGGGUGUGCACUAACAGUACUGUAUGUGCGCACGCUUCAGAUCUGUCAUUUCUCUUUGUAAGUGCUAUGCAAGUACAAAAGAAAAGAAAAGCGUUUUGACUUCUUUUGUUUCCUGGAAGAGACUUUCUAUUUUUUCAGAUCAGGGCAUUGACAGGGUUUUGUUUUUGUAUCCUAAACUGAUUUUAGAGUGGGAUAACAUUUUGGUUAUGAUGGUAUAUGUGUGAAUUCUUCAUCUGGAUCGGGAAGGAUUGAAUCACGGACCAAUGAAGCUGCUGUUGGAAAAGCCCACGUUGGAGAUCUAAACAAAUGAUGUGGCGAUGGCUGCAAAACUAUUUGUGGCAAACACCAUGAACUCGUGCCCUGCAGGUCUUUGGGAGGACAUAUCUGAACACCACCAGUUCAGAACGUUGGAUCCCUGAACACUGCAGGACUAUUUUCCUUCCUCAGAGACUGGCUAGGUGUAGACUACAGUGUUUAUUCGUCCAGAUUUCUUAAGUAUUUGUUGGAUCUUUGGCCAUAGAUCUGGAUCAUUCAUGCUGGAGCUGGACUGGAUUCCUACCCGCUCCCUUCAAGGAGAACAUUUUAGCCUUUGUUCGAGAAGUCAGACAUUUUUACGAAAAUAACUAAAUGGAUUCAGUGACAUUAUUUUAUCUCUGUAAAGUACCAAUUGUAAAUAAACGUCUAGCCUUCUUACCUGUAACUAAA